Eublepharis macularius is the source of this 1696-nucleotide messenger RNA. Its product is annotated as sialidase-3-like. Bases 1 to 1233 code for a protein of 410 amino acids. Gene Ontology annotation, molecular function: exo-alpha-sialidase activity. Gene Ontology annotation, biological process: oligosaccharide catabolic process; ganglioside catabolic process. Gene Ontology annotation, cellular component: cytoplasm; membrane; lysosome. The record is from RefSeq and is a predicted model, not a curated record. NCBI's taxonomy places the organism in Eukaryota, Metazoa, Chordata, Lepidosauria, Squamata, Eublepharidae. The transcript is spliced from 2 exons.
AUGGCUGAAGCUCAUGUGGGCUCUGGGAAGGUGGCUCUCUUCCGCCAGGAAUCACCAGAAGGCCUCACCUACCGCAUCCCAGCUCUGAUGUACCUGCCUUCUGAGUCCGCUUUCCUAGCCUUUGCGGAGGAACGUUCAUCGCCCAGUGAUGACCACGCCAAGUCUCUGGUGAUGAGACGAGGGAAGAAGGAAGGACGCUCUGUCCAGUGGGGUCCUCAAGAAGCCCUGGUGACUGCCGUCCUUCCUGACCACCGCACAAUGAACCCUUGUCCGGUGUAUGACAGAAGGAGUAGCAACGUUUUUCUCUUCUUUAUCUGCGUUGAGUGUCAUGUCACGGAGCUGCACCAGAUCAAGUCAGGGAAGAACGCUGCCAGGCUGUGCUACAUCUUCAGCCAAGAUGGCGGCCGCACAUGGAGCCAGUUGACUGACUUGACUGACGAGGUGAUCGGAGAUGAUUUGAUAAACUGGGGCACCUUUGCUGUUGGGCCCGGCCAUGGAUUGCAGACAAGCUCUGGGCGCCUGGUGAUUCCCGCGUAUGCUUAUUAUAUCCACAAGCGUAGCUGUGGCAUUCCAAUUUGCUGCUGCACCAAGCCUCAUUGUUUCAUUUUCUACAGCGAUGACAGUGGCCAGAACUGGGCCCAGGGCCAGCUGGUCACCAGCUUCCGAGCAGGAGAGUGCCAGGUUGCUGAGCUGACCCACCAGGAAAACGGCCAAGUAUUAUACUGCAAUGCCCGCAGUACAGAAAAGUUCAGGGUUGAGGCCUUCAGCACAGAUGACGGCAACCAAUUUGAGGAAUCUUUCCUGUGUAAGGAGUUGCCCGAGACAGGAAAAGGUUGCCAGGGCAGCAUGGUGAGUUUCACCUCAGUGCCGCAGCCAUCAGAGACGGACCACAUAGAAGGUACAAAGCAAUCAAGUCAGCCACUCGAUAUUAAUCCUGCAGCAUCCCUUGACUCUCCAAAGCAAUGGCUGCUCUUCUCUCACCCCACAGGCAGACACAAGCGAGUCAAUCUAGGAAUCUACCUCAACACUUCCCCGCUGGUGAAGGGCAGCUGGAAGGACCCCUGGGUGCUGUAUGAAGGGCCCAGUGGCUACUCAGACCUGGCCGUGUGCGAGGAGGGCCAGUUGCUGCUCUUUGGCUGCUUGUUUGAGAGUGGAGUGUCCAGUGAGUUGGAGGAGAUCGCUUUCCAGCUUUUCAGUAAUGUUGAACUCCUGAAGAAUCUGAGGGAAAGUUGAUCUCACACAGACUCUUCCUUAGGAGUUUGGGCUGCCCUAAACGAUGCUUAGCACCCAAGAACAGAAAAUGAGACAGUUUUUAAAUUUUUCCUUCUGCUAAUCUUGGUUCAGUUAUUGGCUUGGAAUUCUGAGGUGAGGAUUUCAGAAAAUGGCCGCCACUCAACCAACAAGCCCUCCUUUUUACCUCACCGGAAAAAGCACAGAGAAACCGCUGCAGCCACAUCUUGAAACUAAUAGUAGCAAAUAUGCUCUCUUAUAUUCAAGAGGGUUUUGAUUAUUACCUCAGGAUUUGUAGCCCAUAUCUGUCAACCAGUGAAUAAGCGUUGCUUAAUUGGUGUCGCUUUUGCUCUGGAACCUGAACUGGCCUGAACUGUGGUUCUGGCGCUCAUUUGCUUCGCUGGCACUUUCUUCGCUAGUACUUUCAAGAAGAAAGUUUCUAAAGCUUCUAGAGGCAAACCUUAAA